Messenger RNA from Bubalus bubalis (water buffalo), 3315 nucleotides. RefSeq names its product C-C motif chemokine 3. Gene Ontology annotation, molecular function: chemokine activity; CCR chemokine receptor binding; peptidase inhibitor activity. Gene Ontology annotation, cellular component: extracellular region. Bases 90 to 491 code for a protein of 133 amino acids. The record is from RefSeq and is a predicted model, not a curated record. Gene Ontology annotation, biological process: cellular response to type II interferon; monocyte chemotaxis; G protein-coupled receptor signaling pathway. The transcript is spliced from 4 exons. NCBI's taxonomy places the organism in Eukaryota, Metazoa, Chordata, Mammalia, Artiodactyla, Bovidae.
UCUGGCCCAGCCCUCUGUUUAGGAGGGUAUAAAUCUCAGCUGCUUGGGUCUUGCUCCAUCAUCAGCACACAAAGGCCUCAACUAGCAACAUGAAGUUGGGUGGUCUCUUCCUCCUGGCCGGUCUCCUCACCCUCAACACAAGGCUCCAGGCAAUUGGUGUCUGUGUGGAGCAGUGCCAAGAAGACUGGGACUGCACGGCAGGAGAGAAGUGCGUCAGCAAUGGCUGUGGCCACGUGUGCUCACCAGCCCCACAAGCAAGCACCUGUAUUAAUGAGUGCAGAGAAGACAGGGACUGUGGGGUAAAAAAAGAGUGCCUCCAAGUGGGCUGUCGGCAUGUCUGCCUGCCUCUAGCUACAGCAGCUUGGAGGAUGGAGGUUCCAUUCCUGAGGAGCGGGGCUCAGAGAAGGAGUGCAGCCGCGGUAGUUAUAGCUCCACAUUCAGGGGACGCUCGGUAUCCACCCAGCUCCCCGCAGGCCCGAGCACCCCAGUGACUCAGGAGGAGAGCCGACCUGCCUGGCAGCGGGGGUGAACGGCCACGGCAUGCCACUUGUGGAGCCUGUUCUGCAGAGGUCGUCAGUGGCCCCUGCCGUGCCCACCUCCUCCCUGCCCUUCGCCCCUGCACUCCCGCCCGUCCUUCCCGGAGACCCCAGGUCUCCCCACCUCCUCACUCAUUCUAGUCUCUUUGCCUUUGAGAUUUGAGCUUCCAUCCCACUUUAGUGUGGAUGGAGGUGCAGAAAACUGGUUUUCCAAUGGGAUUUGUGUGAGCCCAAGAGCACAGGGGCGCUGAGGACUGGAGUUUGGAAGAGGAGGGGGCCGUCCAGUGAGGAAAUGGCCUUGGCCAGGGCAGCCGUGGGCUCCGAGGAUAGACUGUGCUCUUUUCCUGACUUUGCCCCUGACAGUAGGUGGUCGUCCGCUCCCCACCACUAAACUCAUGGAUGGACAGAGACCUCUGACCUCUGGGGUCGAAGAGCAUCCUUCCUGCACAGGAGUUUAGGGUUGAGGCCGACAGCCAUGGCGUGCCUUCCCCAAGGACUGAGUUGGAGGGCAUGUGCUGGGCCACACUGGUGUCCUUGAGGCCCUUCUGCAGUCUGUGUCCAGUGGCACACGGCCAGACUGGCAUCAGCCUCUGCCUCCUGCCUGCCUCCCUUUCUUCCUCACCCCACAGAGCACUGCCCUGUACUUGCCUCUGUCUUUAGUUGAGGAGGUGGUGAGGAGGAUGGCCACAUUUCCAAGGUCACUUUUACCCCAGGUGUCAAGGAUAAGGGUCAGGCAGCAUCUAAAGAGACUGUAGGACUUCAGUGUUGGGGUGCAUAGUUUGGGGACGGAGCACGGAUUUGGGGGAGAGCACAGAUGUGAUUGAGGGAUUGGGGGCAGGAGGAGAAGGGGACGACAGAGGAUGAGAUGGCUGGAUGGCAUCACCGACUCGAUGGAUGUGAGUUUGAGUCAACUUCGGGAGUUGGUGAUGGACAGGGUGGCCCGGCGUGCUGCGAUUCAUGGGGUCGCAAAGAGUCCACACGACUGAGCAACUGAACUGAACUGAACUGAACAGAUCUGAUGAGCGAGCACAAGGGGGCGCUAUUUAUAGGCGGUAGAGGAGGGCACAGAGAAGUAAAUGUUUUGAAUGGCAGAGACCUGGGGAAGAGCUUUCUAGGAAGGGUGAGCCGCUCUGCCCACUUGGACGAGGGAGUGACCAGGUGUGUUUGCUGUGCACCUGAGCUCUGCACAUGCAGACAGAUGGUCUCCCCAGGGUCGUCUGCAUUCACACUGUUCGCCUUGUCUAAGGACCCUGAACUGGGGUCACAGUUCGUCCUCCUCCUGGUCCACUAUUUACAUCUACUCCUAUUGAAAUGUUUACAAGGCCCCAGAUACGCAGUAAAUACCAUAGAAGUGUCUGGAAAAUCAAAGAAAUGACCAGGCUGUCUGUGAGAGAACCAAUUUAAGCCACCAGUCCCUUUCUGCAGCACGGAUUUAUUUCAAGACCUGAGCGCCUGCAAGGGGACAACAGAUGCUGUCUGGGGGCCACAGUCUCCUCUGGCCCCAGAAGGCGGAGCUUCACGGCAAAGCUUCAGGAGAGCGCAGACCAUCAGAGCAGGAGCACGGAAACGCGAGCAUGGGCUUUCAUGCGGGCAGGACUCGCCCAAGGCCCAUCUCGGGUGAGGGAGCUGGUUGGGGAGGGGGGGGUGGCUCUGUGGCCUCUUCUCAUGGUCCCUCGACUGUGAAGGUCCCACUGCUCCCAGCUUCCUUGGACGUUUGGUCCAGGUAUUGGAUGUACUUCUGCACCCAGGCCUGGCCUGGGUCGGCACAGAUGGAUCGCCCACUUCUGGUCUGGAAGCUGAGGAGCAAGAAGGAGAAGAUGAGAAACGGAGAGUCAGCAGGCAAAGAGUCCGUCCCACCACCCCAGCCUCUCCCUCGACCCCCACCAGCAGCUGCCUCCUGUAUCACCCCCAUCCCAACCCACUCUUGUCACUGUUCCUAGAGAGUCCCGCCCCCUUCCCUCUCCCAGCCCUACUGGUUCUUGAGAUUGCACCCUUUCCAUUGUUGGGGGCUGUACUUACAUGAUCCCUGGCUGGGGGCACUGGUCCUUAGAUAAUUUUCCACACGAGAGUGGGAUUGCCAUUGACAUGUAGGAGAAACAGGAGAUUAUCAGCUGGUUCUGCCACACCUAGGGCUGUAAGAUGCUGGAAACUUCUCCAUGAGAACGCUUAGAUCUCUAUCUGCACCCCCACAGCCCCUGAGGAGGGGAGCGGGAGUGUAGGGCGGGAGACAUGAGACAGGAGCAUCUGGCAGGAAAUGUUCUGAUCUUCCUCCUCCCCACCCCACCCCCUUUUUAAAAAUCUUUUGGCUGCACUCCCAGGCAUGUGGGAUCUUAGUUCCACAGCCAGGGGGGAACCAGUGGCUCUGGCAGGACAGAGUCUUAACCACUGGACCACCAGGGAAGCCCCCUCCCAGCCCUUAAAUUGUCCUCCUCUGAGACAUCUCCUCCCUCCCACUGCCAGCCCCUCCCAGCCUCAUCUCCCAGACCCUCUCCAGGGCUGGGAUGAGAUUCUGUGGUCCUAGUGUUUCAAAUUUCUAAUUGUCCUCAGGUUUCAGAAAUAAGAAAUCAGAAUUCUUAGAAAAUCUGAAAUCAUACAUUAUUUCAUAUUUGUCUUUUUUGAGAUAUAAAUGGAUGUAUAACAUUGUAUUCAUUUUAGGUAUACUGUAUGUUUAAAUUAAAAAUUUUUUCAUUUUAUUUGAAAUUACUUUAUUUAAAUUUUAUUUUAUUUUGAAGUAUGGUUUCUUUACAAUGUUGUGUUAGUUUGUAUAUUUUUUGCAGCA